UGUGAUCACAAUAUAACCAAUAAAUCAAAAUUUAAACCAUUUUCCGCUUUAAAGAUACAUUAUUUGUCCGUUAUAAUGACCAAUAUAAUAUUUGCUUAUGAUAAUGACAUUUGAAGAAGCUAUCAUGAUUGAAUUGAAAGCUAUGAGAUUUACAUUUAAAAUAUAAUUCAAACUUGUACUAGAAGUUUCACGACUAACACGACUCAGCAAAUGAAGUCCCUACCGAGAGCAUUAUUUGUGCUGUCCAUAUUUUUGUUCCUUUUUCUUAUUUUGCUAAUUAUUCAAGAUUCUGGGGAAGCGGAUGUCACUGGGUGGGAAUUCAACAAGAGUCGAAACCUUAAUCACUACAUUAAAAAAAACAAGUUAACCCCUAUAAUUUUCCCAGAAAAGUUCUGUGAUCGACCUUCAUUGUUGGUGAUAAUGAUCACCACUUCGCCAAAUAGAACAGAGACGAGGACUGCAAUAAGGGAGACCUGGGGCAAAGAUAAGAAGAUUCUGGGUUAUGAUAUAUCACUAUAUUUUUUAUUGGGAAAGACAUCUGACGCAAAUACUCAGUUAUUUGUGGACUACGAAAGCCAGAAUUAUAAAGACAUAAUCCAGGAAGAUUUUGAAGAUACAUAUAACAAUCUUACUAUUAAAUCAGCAAUAAUGUUAAAAAUAUUUAAUGCAAAGUGUUCGCGCAACUCUCAAUACCUUUUAAAGAUAGAUGAUGAUAUGUAUUUGAGUCUGCCGAAACUAGUGAAUCAAUUAGUCAAUAGAAACACUUCUGGCAGUUUGCUCAUGGGUGGUGUAAUUUGUGGUGCCAGGCCAAUAAGAGACCAUCAUGAUAAGUGGUAUGCACCCACCUAUUUGUAUCCAGGCCCUGUUUAUCCAAAAUAUAUAUCAGGAACAAGCUACUUAAUGUCCUCAGAUGUUGCGGAAAAGAUUUUUAGAACAGCGUUAGAAACCCCUAUAUUUCAUUUAGAAGAUGUUUAUUUUACAGGAAUUUGCUCAAAGAUAGCUGCUAUUGAAUUAACGCACAACCCAUUAUUCACUUACCGUUGGUUAGGAAGAAAUUAUUGCCUUUUUAGGCAAUUAAUUACUGUUCAUUACUUGUCACCUAAUCAAAUACGUGGCGUUCAUAAUGCAUCAAUAGAUCCAACGAUUGCUGCUGGCUGCGAAGUUGAAAAGGAAACAUUCAAGGUGCACAGAUGGAUGAUGGAUAAUGUCCUUACGAUUAAUAAAACGCAUCGUCGAAGAACAUGUUCAUAAUGUUG
Molecule: messenger RNA, 1256 nt
Organism: Cylas formicarius (sweet potato weevil)
Lineage: Eukaryota; Metazoa; Arthropoda; Insecta; Coleoptera; Brentidae
Product: beta-1,3-galactosyltransferase 1-like
Exons: 6
Coding region: 211-1251 (346 amino acids)
Cellular component (GO): membrane
Molecular function (GO): hexosyltransferase activity
Source: RefSeq, a predicted model, not a curated record